GCCAUGUCUGGUCGUGGCAAGGGCGGAAAAGGUCUGGGGAAGGGGGGCGCUAAGCGUCACCGAAAAGUGCUGCGCGAUAACAUCCAGGGCAUCACCAAACCCGCCAUUAGACGUCUGGCGCGGCGCGGAGGUGUCAAGCGCAUCUCCGGUCUCAUCUACGAGGAGACUCGCGGGGUGCUCAAGGUCUUUUUGGAGAACGUGAUCCGGGACGCGGUCACCUACACCGAGCACGCCAAGCGCAAGACGGUCACCGCCAUGGACGUGGUCUACGCGCUCAAGCGCCAGGGGCGCACCCUUUACGGCUUCGGCGGCUAAAAGUACGGUCUCCAUCACACGCAAAACUUAAACCAAAAAGGCCCUUUUCAGGGCCGCCCACAGA
Messenger RNA from Equus quagga, 379 nucleotides. Its product is annotated as histone H4. Gene Ontology annotation, biological process: nucleosome assembly. Gene Ontology annotation, molecular function: DNA binding; protein heterodimerization activity; structural constituent of chromatin. Lineage: Eukaryota; Metazoa; Chordata; Mammalia; Perissodactyla; Equidae. Gene Ontology annotation, cellular component: nucleosome. The transcript has a single exon. The record is from RefSeq and is a predicted model, not a curated record. Bases 4 to 315 code for a protein of 103 amino acids.